This is a messenger RNA of Dromaius novaehollandiae (emu), 1369 nucleotides long. RefSeq names its product acyl-coenzyme A thioesterase 5-like. NCBI's taxonomy places the organism in Eukaryota, Metazoa, Chordata, Aves, Casuariiformes, Dromaiidae. The record is from RefSeq and is a predicted model, not a curated record. Gene Ontology annotation, molecular function: fatty acyl-CoA hydrolase activity. The transcript is spliced from 3 exons. Gene Ontology annotation, biological process: fatty acid metabolic process; acyl-CoA metabolic process.
CCGGUGCUGGCAGAGGCAGCUCUCCCGGCCCGGCCCCGGCUCCCUGCGCUGCAGCCCCGUGCGGACCCCCGGGGCGGCAGCUGCCCGCUGCCUGUCCUCCAUGGCCCCCGCCGUCCGCUUCUUGCCCGCCGCCCGCAGCCUCUUUGACGAGCCGGUGGCCAUCACGGUGCAGGGCCUCAGCCCGCGGCAGCAGGUCACGCUGCGGACAUCCUUGCAGGACGAGACAGGCGAGCUCUUCGAGGCCUGCGCCCGGUACCAGGCGGAGGACAACGGGGAGCUGGACCUGGCCCGCUGCCCCGCGCUGCCAGGGGGCAGUUUCUCCGGCCUGGAGCCCAUGGGGCUGCUCUGGGCCCUGCAGCCCCAGAAGCCCUUCUGGUAUUUCAUGAAGCAGGACAUGCAGACGCCGCUGCGCCUGCUCCUGGAGGUGUUUGAGGGUCAAGAGCCUCCACCCGGGCAGCUCCUGGCCCAGGCCCAGCACGAGCGGGUGUUCCUGCGGGAUGGGGUGCAGAGAGUCCCGGUGCGAGAGGGGAGGAUCCGAGCGACGCUUUUCCUGCCUCCUGGAGAAGCACCUUUUCCAGGAGUCAUUGACAUACAUGGACUUGGAGGAGGUCUUUUUGAACAUAGAGCCAGCCUCCUGGCCAACCACGGCUUUGCCACAUUGGCCCUGGCAUAUUACCGGUAUGAGGAUCUGCCCCAGGACCCAUCUAAACUCCACCUGGAAUAUUUUGAAGAGGCGGUGAACUAUAUGCUGCGGCACCCACAGGUAAAGGGACCAAGGCUUGGCUUGCUCGGAUACUCCAAAGGAGGAGAACUGUGUCUCGCCAUGGCCGCCUUCCUGAAGAAUAUCGCAGCCGUUGCUUCCAUCAAUGGUUCAGUGGCCGUUACAGUUAUUCCUCUCUGUUACAAGGAUAAAAUCAUCCCCACUCUGCCCUUUGAUGAAAAGCGUGUCAAGGUCAAUCAAUACAAUAUUCUUGAUUAUUCUGACAUCCUUAAUGACCCCUUCCAAGUCCCUGGCCACCAAAGCCUGAUCCCACUGGAGAAAGUCGAGGCAAAUUUACUGUUCAUCACUGGACAAGAUGAUCAUAUUGUUAAGAGCAAAUAUCAUGCUACUGAAACCUGUAAACGUUUGCAGGCUCAAGGGAAGGAAAAUUUUCAGAUUCUCUCCUACCCUGGAACAGGGCACUGCUUUGACCCUCCCUUUUUCCCUUUGUACCCCAUAGGAAAGCAUCCCGUUUUUCACAAGUGGGCAGUCCUGGGUGGGGAGCUCAAGGCUUAUUCUAAAGCACAGGUUCAUGCUUGGCCGAAGAUACAGGCUUUUUUCAACAAAUAUUUAAAUGACAAGUAACGUGCAAGAAACACACAGCUUUGA